AUGGCACCCAAAGCUGAGAAGAAGCCAGCCGAGAAGAAACCGGCGGAGGAGAAGAAGACCAUGGUGGCUGAGAAGGCUCCGGCGGCGGAGAAGAAGCCCAAAGCCGGGAAGAAGCUGCCCAAAGACGGUGGUGCAGCGGCUGCCGGAGAUAAGAAAAAGAAGAGGGUGAAGAGGAGCUCUGAGACAUACAAGAUGUACAUCUUCAAGGUUCUGAAGCAAGUCCACCCUGACAUUGGGGUUUCGAGCAAGGCCAUGGUGAUUAUGAACAGCUUCAUCAAUGACAUUUUCGAGAAGCUUGCUCAGGAGUCUUCGAAACUCGCGAGGUAUAACAAGAAACCCACGAUUACUUCUAGGGAGAUUCAGACUGCAGUGAGGUUGGUUUUGCCUGGUGAGUUGGCUAAACAUGCUGUUUCUGAGGGAACUAAGGCCGUCACCAAGUUUACUAGUUCUUAG
Molecule: messenger RNA, 453 nt
Organism: Ilex paraguariensis (yerba mate)
Lineage: Eukaryota; Viridiplantae; Streptophyta; Magnoliopsida; Aquifoliales; Aquifoliaceae
Source: the annotation of a GenBank genome assembly